Molecule: messenger RNA, 1120 nt
Organism: Episyrphus balteatus (marmalade hoverfly)
Lineage: Eukaryota; Metazoa; Arthropoda; Insecta; Diptera; Syrphidae
Exons: 3
Coding region: 338-1120 (260 amino acids)
Biological process (GO): regulation of transcription by RNA polymerase II
Cellular component (GO): transcription regulator complex; nucleus
Source: RefSeq, a predicted model, not a curated record
CGAUGUUUUUUCUUGUUCCCCCUAGUAACUCAUUUGUAUAUCUCUCUUUCAUUUUUAAAAAGUAUCCUAGUCAAAAAGCUUGAACAUGACCAAGCUUUCACUUUUCAGAAAGUUUUAAAAACAAAUACACUCAAAUAAUAUUUUAUAUCCUUUCCGUAAGGUAGCUCUUCGAUCACAUAGUUCCUGUCAUUUUUCGAAAAAAAGCUCUUUUGACAAACAAUUUAAAUUUCAAAAUAGUGUCAAGAAUAUAAACAAAAUUUAUAUCCCAAGUUUAAAAACAGCGAUUUUGUGAUAGCUAUAUUUAAAUUGACGCUAAUUGUUUUUUUUUUUUGCUGGAAUGGAUCCUGAAAGGACUUGGAAUGAAGCUGACGAUGAAGCUUUGAUUACAAUCAUUCAAGAAAACCCAACGCUUUGGGAUAAAUCACGAAAUGAUUUCCGCGAUUCGAAAAAGAAGCAACGAAUUUUCCAGCAAAUUUCUCAGCACUUUUCCGGCUUUAGUGCAAUGCAACUUGAAAAAAGGUUCAUUGCACUUAAAGAAAAGUUGCGAAGGGAAAAGAAAAGAGAAGAUGCUCUGACAAGAUCUGGAGCUGGAGCUAGGAACUGGAAAUCCUGGUAUUUACUACCAAAAUUGGAAUUUUUAAGGGAAACAAUGAAUACUCGGCCAACAGUGAGUUCCAUUCCUUCUUCUUUAGUGAAAUCAAAAACUUCAUACCCCGGCUCGUCUUUGACUGCAGCACAAAAUAUCAUUUCGCCAACACCAAAUACAUUGACCCCCUCUCCUGCAGCAACUCCUUCUUCUUUGGAAGCAAAUAAUGUCUCUGAAAACUUAACGACAGAAAUUUCUCAAACAGACAACGAAAGGUGUCCACCAAACAAUUCAAAAUCCGCUAACAAAAUCCGGGAAGCAUUAUAUGAAGAGAGUCGAGAAGCUAUAAGAAAAAUAGCUGAAAGUGUUUCACAACCAAAAUCGCAGUCGGUAUCUGAACCAGAAGACAUGAGAACAAACCACUUCAAAAUCUUUGAUUACAUGGCAAAAGAAGCUGUUGAGAUGGACCCUAUCGUAAAAACACAAUUUAUAAAAAAAGUGUUAGAUGUAUUCUGGGAGUUUAAGUUGAAAUAG